AUGAUGGUCGAUGUCAUGCACAUACCAGGACUUGACAAAAGAUUGCUGUCCGUUGGCAAACUGGCAGGACGAGGCAUGAGGGUGGAGUUUCAAAGCUCGUCCUGCAUCAUUUGGAGUGCCAAGCGCGCGAUUGCAAGCGGCAAGAAGAUUGGCAAGGCGCACUCCCUGGAUUGCGAACAAGAAGAAGCCCGGCUUAUAGAAUACGCAGGGGCUGAAAGUGAGUGGGAGCUUUGGCACGCUCGCUUGGGACACCCCGGAAGAUCUGGUAUGGACAAGACACAGCGCGCUACGAGUGGUAUGCCGGCGGUAAAGCAGGGCAUCGAGAAGCUGUGCAGUGGAUGCAUGAAGGACAAGCUGACGAUCAAUACAUUCCCGUCUCAAUCGCUAACAAGGACGUCACGUGUGUUGGAACUAGUACACACGGACGUGAUGGGACCGAUGAAGACGGUCUCAAAGGGUGGUGCACGAUUCGUAUUGACAUUCGUAGACGACUACUCAAGAUUUGUGGCAGCGUACUUCAUGAAGCACAAGAGCGAGGUGGCCGCAAGGCUUAGCGAGUUCAAGGCUUUCUAUGAGAAUCAAUGGGGCAAGCACUUGAAGUGUAUACGGUCGGAUAAUGGGACGGAGUUUGUCAACAAGAAGAUUGCCCAUAUAUGCGCCCGUAAUGGUAUCAUGCACCAGCGGACAGUACCAUAUAGUCCGCAACAGAACGGCGUUGCGGAACGCAUGAAUCGCACUAUCAUGGAGAAGGCAAGGAGCAUGCUGUACUACAAGGGUAUCGACAUGCAGUGUUGGGUAGAGGCGGUCAGUACGGCUGUGUACUUGAUCAACAGAUCCACAAACUCUGCAAAUUCGGACGUAACACCGUUCGAGGUUGGUUUCAAGAUGAAGCCGAGUAUUGAGCAUUUGCGUGUGUUUGGAUCGCAAGGGUAUGCUCACAUUGACGACGCCAAGAGGACGAAGCUCGAACCAAAGAGUUACCGGUGUAUGUUCCUCGGAUAUGCGGAGAACACCAAGGGAUACAGGGUGUUCAAUCUGGAAAGGUCGAAGGUUGUCAUAUCGCGCUCCGUAAAGCUGGACGAGCGGGAAGUUGAAGGCAUAUACGACACGGUGGUACCAGAUAAAGUACCAGUCGUCAAGUAUAUUAGGGACACUGAUGAAGCAGUGAUUCCGGUGGUUCGUCCGUAUGAUGGAGACGAGACGAUGGAAAAUGUCGAAGAAAGCGCUCCUGAUGUCGAGAUGGACGAGAUAGAAUCGGCUCCAUUCGAAACAGGUAUCAUCAUACCUCAAGUACUCGAUCCAGAAACUCAAGAACCAAGAGGCGAUGAGAUAACGGGAUAUCAAGCUCCGAGACAAGCUUUUCAGGAGGACAGGUUGGUAUUUCAGCCGGAGAUAAAUCGGACAAGACGCUCGCGAGACAGAAUGCUGCUGCUUGAGAAUGGGAAUAGCAGUGAAGACACGUCAGAAGGUAGCGAUGGACCACCUUCUCCAAAGCGUGCAAGAAUUGAUGACGAAGGUCUCAUUACAGAGGCUGUAUUAGCCUAUGCUGCAAGUGUUGGCGAGGCGGACGACGCUCCAUCAACAUACAGCCAAGCGUUAAAAGGCGAAGACAACAGCAAGUGGAUUCAAGCGAUGCAAGCGGAGCUCAAGGCGCACGCCGAUAACGGGUCCUGGACACUGGUACCAAAACGGCAAGACAUUCGACCAAUCGGGUGCAGAUGGAUAUUCGCUAAGAAGCGAAACGAACACGGACAAGUGGUGCGCUACAAAGCUCGACUCGUCGCAAAGGGGUUCAAGCAGAAAUUCGGUGUCGACUUCUUCGAGACGUACUCUCCCGUGGCAAACAUGAACUCGAUCAGGGUUGUGCUAGCUGUGGUGGUGACAAAGGGAUACGUCACUGAGCAGCUGGACGUAGACACGGCGUUCUUGAACAGUGAUCUCAAGGAAGAGGUGUACAUGGAAGUGCCAAAUGGCAUAGCUAAUGCGAAGAAGAUGAUGUGCAAGUUGGACAAGGCAAUCUACGGUCUCAAGCAGGCUGCAAGUGCGUGGAACAAGACAAUCCAUGCUGUAUUCUUACAGAUCGGAUUUCGUAGCAGCGGAGCAGAUCAGUGUAUCUACGUCAAGCAUCAAGAUGACAACUAUGUCUAUGUUUGUCUCUACGUCGACGACAUGAUCAUCGCCGCCAAGACCAGCAGGGAGAUUCAAGAGAUCAAGACAGCACUCAAGAGCUCAUUUCGUAUGAAGGAGCUAGGCAAGGCUAAAUUUAUUCUUGGCGUGGAGAUUGAUCAUGACCACAACUGCAGUAAGCUGAUGAUUCGACAGACUCGAUACAUCGAUGAUGUGGCCAGCCGUUUUAAUCAAGAGGACGCAAAGGCAGUGGUCAACCCAUGCGAGUCCGGCCUGAAGCUGUCAAAGAAGCAAUCCCCAACAACGGAUGUCGAUAGAGCAGAAAUGCAGUCAAAGCCGUACAGGUCGCUGAUCGGAUGUUUGCUAUACAUCACGACAUGUACGCGCCCAGAUGUGAUGUAUGUCAUCACGCAGUUAUCAAGGUUUUUGGAGAAUCCAGGUCAGCAACAUUGGAAGGCAGCCAUUCGUGUUCUUCGGUAUCUCAAGACGACAAGAGACUACGGGAUAAUCUACGACGGCAGCGCUAGCGAAGUAACAGCUACAGCGUAUACGGACGCGGACUGGGGUAGCAACAUCGAUGAUCGACGCUCCGUGUCAGGGAUAAUGGUGAUCAUCGGUGGCGCACCAGCCAUCUACAAGUCCAAGUAUCAACGCACGGUGGCUCUAAGCUCUGCUGAGGCAGAGUACAUGGCUUUAAGCCUGUGUACACAGGAAGUGUUAUGGGUUCGUGCGCUGCUUAAGGAUCUAGGUCACGAGCAAGUGGGAGCAACGUGGGUCUGGGAAGACAAUCAAGGAGCAAUUGGGCUUGCCAGCAAUGCCGGCUACAAUGCCAGAACCAAGCACGUUGACAUUCGUCACCACUUCAUCCGGGAGAAUGUGGCCCACGAUAUCAUCGUGGUCAAGUACAUCUCCACCAUGGACCAAUUGGCCGACAUGCUAACGAAGGCUCUGGGGACCAAGCGACUGAACUAUUUGAUACAAGCAAGCUGCAUUGGACCCAAGGGCAUUUAG
This is a messenger RNA of Peronospora matthiolae, 3138 nucleotides long. The record is from the annotation of a GenBank genome assembly. Lineage: Eukaryota; Oomycota; Peronosporomycetes; Peronosporales; Peronosporaceae.